This is a messenger RNA of Acaulospora morrowiae, 2349 nucleotides long. The record is from the annotation of a GenBank genome assembly. NCBI's taxonomy places the organism in Eukaryota, Fungi, Glomeromycota, Glomeromycetes, Diversisporales, Acaulosporaceae.
AUGAAUCCGUGUACACCACCAACUCGAGAACGUGGAGAUGACGAUCUCAGUUUCAUGGAACAGUUUCGAUAUAUCAAUGGGAGAAGAUAUCACAACGUGGAAAAUGUAUCUUACUUCUUACCAAACGAUAACGAAGAGGCCGAUAGACAAUGCAUGCAACAUUAUCUGAUUAGACAUAUCUGGAAUGGAAAUUUCUCCUCUCCCGUCAUGGAGAGGUUGACCUCCGGACACGCGAAUGUUCUUGAUGUUGGCUGUGGCUCAGGGUCAUGGAUAUUGGAUGUCUCUUCCACUUAUCCAUCAUCAACAUUUGUCGGAGUGGACAUUUCAAACAUGUGGAAAAAUCUCAAAGACACGACAUCAAAUGCUGGAUUCUUGGUUCACAAUUUGGUCCAAGGUGUUCCUUUUCCAGAGGGGAUCAUGGACUUCAUACACGUUCGAUUCAUGGGACACUCGUUUAGCGAGUCGCGUCGAAUCAAGUUGAUUAACGAAUUAAUCAGAGUUUGCAAGUCUGGUGGGUGGAUCGAGAUUAUGGAUGUCGAGUGUGUGCCAACGAAUGUGGGGCCAACCACGAGGCUGCUUGUAAAUUCGUGUGAUUAUCUUUUGACGAUUCCCUCCCUCCCUCUCUCUUCGUCGUACAUCUCCUCGACUUCUCACUCUUUUUCGUUUUCCCAUCCAGUGAUACAAUUUCAUAAAUCGAAAGGGUGUAAUAUUCCUUUGGCGGAAGACCUUGAAGGAUGUCUGGAACAUAACGAUCAAGUUACCGACGUACGAAUUGAGAAAAAACAAACCCCCCUAGGCAAUUGGGGUGGAAAAGUCGGAGAUAUCGCCUUGUUGGAAUUCAAUCACCUUUUCAAAGCUUACAAGGCGUUCCUCGCUCCAUACAUGAAUCUGGACGACGAGCAAUACCAGCAAUUAAUCAAAGAACACAGUCGACAGGUCAACAAAUAUAAAACGAGUUUUCAAACUUUUCGAAUUUACGGAAGAAAGAGUGCACCGAUACAAGAUAAACGUUCAGUCAAACAACUAGUCGAAGAAAUUUAUUCAUUAAUACAUCCUACCAUACAUCCAUUGGAUGCUUCCGAUCGAGUUCUUGUUGCAAUUAUCAAAGCAUUGAUCGCCAUUAAGAAUGAACCCACUAAUCCCAGGCAAUUAGCUACGUGCAUCCAGAAAUAUGGUUUUACGACACUUGGUGGAAGCACUCCUUAUGCGACAGUGUCAGGGCACAUCUCUACUCACUUCACUCGAGUACGACAAAAGGUAGUGCCUCGACCAAUUCUCGGGAAAAUACAUCAUCCCACCCUAAAGAAUAAAAUAAAUUAUUAUUUAUUGGAUCCGGACAACAUUCUACGAAAUCUUUUGACUCAACAUUUUCCAUCGCCGGGCGUUGUAUCUUCGUCGUCCUCUCCCUAUACUAUCACCGCACCGACGACGGUUCACUCUCAACAUCAACAACCCAUUUCGCCACCCACCUCACCGCAAUCGUCAAAUUACCAGGAUUCGGUGGUACUAAUUGAAAAUCCUCAACAAACUUCUGUGGUGGGAUCACCAUGCCAAUCGGAUGAAGGUAGCCCUUCCCAUCAUCACCGCUUUCACGCUUCCCCACCAAUAAACAAAAGGAACGAUGGGUUUCGAACUUUCACACCCGACAUCGCAGAAAAUGUCUAUUCCGAUCGGUCGACCUCACAGGAGCAACAACUUCAGCAAACGAUGAACAAUGAGACCUUGAUGUAUACAGGGUAUAAUGACCAUGAGAUGGAAAUCACGUCGACGGGUAGUUUUGACGAGAUGGAUCCGCUCAUAUCGCCUAGCGGAAAGAAAAGAAGGGCAUCUGAGAAUGGGGACAGGCGCGAUACCACCAGACCCCGGAACAUGCCAAGGCCAACCCCGGUGUUUCUAACAUUUCCCCAAUAUUUCCUAUCAAAUCACAACCAACAGCAAACACGAAACCCUUGUCAACCUCGCGUACCUCUGACGCCAGAAAUUUAUUUAAGCAAUAUAAAUGGUCUGGAGGUUUUUGUCACGAAUGUCAAGGUGAGCGGGAAUGAGAAUGAGGUUAGACUGAUACGUCGAGUGGACACAAACUGUGUGGACAGAUGGUCGUUAUUGUCGGCCGGCGGACGUAAGCCGAGGAAUAGUGAUCAAAGAUGGAUCACGCUGGAAGAUGCACAAUCACUGGCGGCCAAAUUAGACAUCGAAAAAAGUCUCGGUUUGUUUCUCGAUCCGAGACUUUAUGACUAUUUCGACAUUGACCUGGACCUUCCGGCAUCAUCGGGUGCAUGUUGUGGUCCGUUGGCAGGGUUCGCGUAUUGGUUUCAAUGUGUGAAUCCUAAAAAGAUCUUUUUGGGGUGA